Messenger RNA from Phytophthora infestans T30-4, 1168 nucleotides. RefSeq names its product bzip transcription factor. The coding region runs from base 125 to 1168 and encodes 347 amino acids. Lineage: Eukaryota; Oomycota; Peronosporomycetes; Peronosporales; Peronosporaceae. The record is from RefSeq and is a predicted model, not a curated record. The transcript has a single exon.
AGCCUCUUUGGCUCCAUCCCCGUCAGACUGACCCAACGUACACUCACUUGUUAUGACCGAUUCGAGAUUUUUCACUUCUUCAUAAUCACUCAAAGAAGAACAAGGUACCGCGCACUCGACACCAAUGAACGACUACGCUCUUCAGCCUCCUAAUAGCCAGCUCCUCAGCGACCGUGUGAUCGGAGGCGUCGUAGAGCGCUCCUGGUCUUCACAGAGAUCCAUCGCGCCCCAGAUCUCGGCAGAAAUCAGACCUGGGACUUCGGUUUACCGAAGCCAGCGUCCAGGUGUGCAGGGAGAAAGAGAAUUCUCCUUGAAAAGAACAUCGAGAGGACCAUGGGAGACACACCGAGACACGGCAUCAUCACUCAAAUCGGUGCCAAACCUCCUGACCACUGAAGACCAAUAUCUAGCCUUCGCUAAGAUCGCGAUUUCGGAGAAAAUACGGCUACGAGAGCUCCGGCGGAUGCGGCAGGUUCGAUAUCGGAAGAAGAAGGAAAACUAUGUGACCAGGAUGGACGAGGAGGCCGCUCAACUGCGUCAGGAGAUCGAGAAGCUCGAACAGCGCAGACGCUCUCUAGCUACUGGAGUCCCGACGGAAAUGAAUGUGUGGAGUGUAGUAGCCGAGUUCUUUCGACUUUUCCGCUACGGUAUGCCUGAGCCUCCGUUCGAAGCUCAGUCGGAAUCACAGUCCGAGGCUCAACUCGAGUUUAUAAGGACGUCGUUUACCGCCGACGUGGCGUUUAACGCUUCCUACGGUGUCGACAAGAUGAUAGAAAACUGGCAGCAGACGUCACGAUGGUUUCCAAGUAUCGAGGUGGAGCUGGAAGGACUCGACAAGGGUCCAGCGGGGUCUCUGGUUGCUACAACGACCACUACGAUCUCCAUCUCAGAGCAAACACUUGGCUCGGUUUUCCCUCAUCUUUUAUAUCCCCGCGACACGCUAGCUGAUACACUGCUCGACCAAACUCUUACUAUGCAGGGCUCAAUGCAUUUCGAGUGGGACGACUCAUGUCAUCGGAUCACUAGAGUCACGAGUCUGUCGGACAUGCUGACACCGAUGCUGCAUUUCCUUGGAGGUCUGGAAGAAGUGGCACGAGUGUUUCAGCAAGCCGCCGUUACCCCAGACUUGCAGGCCAGGAGGAUGCAAUGCAAAUUUACUUUACGCUAG